This is a messenger RNA of Cuscuta campestris, 2791 nucleotides long. The record is from the annotation of a GenBank genome assembly. NCBI's taxonomy places the organism in Eukaryota, Viridiplantae, Streptophyta, Magnoliopsida, Solanales, Convolvulaceae.
ACGAUUAAUCUCUGAUACGGAGUAUUUCGCAUUUGGCAAUUCGUAGUUACUCCAGCGACUCCAACAAUCACAGGGAUAUUCUCAGAAGACGACAGCCCAAUCUGACGGGCACCGUCCCACCGCACGUCCGCACCCGUUUGCCACAGCCGCACUCCAUUCCGUCCAAUCUGGAACUCGGGUAUUCGCCAUUGAAGAUAAAUUAAGAAAGACACAGCCGCGUUGGUUCAACACAAGUACAUGUCCCGGUACAUGUACUGAAAUGACAAAAAGAGAAGUUGUAGACCGAAAUGAAUUGGAUUGAAGGUUUAAAGAGGGACAUUAGAUUUUGGGCUUAAUGGGCAUACAGUGCACGAUAGAAAAUCAAGUAGAAAGAGGAUUUCAUUGGAGGACCAGGGAAUAUGUGGAGUACAAUAAAAAAUGGAGGGAAGCUUAAUGCUCUCUUGUCAAAUUCAAGAAUAUCAAGGAAGUUAUCUAGCACAUUAUUUCCAUCGUACAAGGUAAGGGACAACCGCUUCAGGAUAUGGACGUGGUGUAUGUCGCUUGUAAAAGGGUGCUCAAACAUGCUUCAAUUCAAAGUCAUUCAUGCCAUUUUCAUGACAAAUGGUCUCCACCACAACACAUACGCUGUCAGCAAACUAUUAGAGUUCUGCGCACUCUCUGAUUCUGGAGACCUCUCAUAUGCCUCUCAACUCUUCUCCCAAACUCGAACACCCAAUAUCUUCAUCUACAACACACUCAUUAAGGCAUACUCUAGCAGCAGUCAACCACAUUUUGCUCUGCACUACUUCGGAUUGUUGCUACAGGACAAUGAAGCUCUCUUGCCUGAUGAUUAUACCUUCCCUUUUGUACUCAUCGCUUGCACGAAUGGCCUUAUGGUGCCUGAAGGCAAAAAAACACAUUGCUUGGUAGUCAAGAACUCCAUGUCCUACUCUAAUUCUCAUGUGCAGACUGCGUUGAUCAGGUUCUAUGUAGGGUGCAAGGCAUUGGAUGAUGCACAUAGAGUGUUUGAAGAAAUUCCUCUCAAAGAUGUUGUUCAAGCUAAUGUCCUUAUGAAUGGGUAUGUGCGGAACGGAUUGGCUUCAAAAGCACUGAGUGUAUUACAAAGCAUGUCUGUGUGUGAAGUUGAGCCUGAUGAGUUUUGUAUGACUUCGGGACUCACUGCAUGUGCUCAUUUAGGUGCUCUUGAGCAAGGGAAAUGGAUCCAUGGGUAUAUCAAGAGCAAGAAAGAGUUGCAGUCUGAUGUGUUUCUUGGAACUGCACUCGUUGAUAUGUAUGCUAAGUGCGGGUGCAUUGACACAGCUGUGGAGGUUUUUGAGGCCAUGCCUAAAAGGUCUAAGCAUUCAUGGGCAACAUUGAUUCGAGGGCUUGGGGUGCAUGGCUUUCCAAAGAGAGCAAUUGAUUGCCUAAAUAGAAUGCAGGAGGAAGAUGGGCUUAGGCCUGAUGCCAUUGUCCUUCUUGGAGUCUUAGCAGCUUGUACACAUUCAGGGCUUCAAAAAGAAGGCCAACUUUUGUUAGCUAACAUGGAACCCCUAUAUGGUGUUAUUCCUCAACAUGAACAUUUCAGUUGCGUGGUAGACUUGCUUUGUAGGGCAGGCAAACUAGAUGAGGCUGUUAACCUUAUCAGGACGAUGCCUAUGAAGCCGCGUGCCUCGGUAUGGGGAGCACUGCUGAGUGGUUGUCGGGCUCAUAAUAAUGUUACUCUUGCGGAGCUUGCUGUAAAGGAGCUACUGUUGUUGGAAGAUGGGAAUGAAGCUGAAGAAGGCAGUGCUUAUGUUCAGUUAUCCAACAUAUAUCUUGCCGCACGCCAGACUGAUGAUGCACGUAAGAUCAGAAGAAUUAUUGGUGAUAAGGGUCUCAAGAAAACACCAGGAAUCAGUGCAAUUGAGGUUGAUGGGGAAGUUAAUGAAUUUGUUUCAGGAGACGUGUCACAUCCACAUUUAGCUCAGAUUCAUUUGGUGCUUGGUUUGAUGUCUUUGGAACAUCCACCCUUAGUUGUUAAUGACACAGUUUAAAGUUUCAUGAGACAUCAGCCAUUACUUGGAGAGAAGCUAGGAAAAAGAUGAGAACCAGAGCCAAUGAAUGGCCAUCCUCUCAAAACUCGAACUCUUUGACAGCUAAGGAGGAUGCCUUUGCUUCCCCGAUUUUUAAAGUGACUAAAAGCCAAAAUAAGGACUACUCUUUUGAUGAUCAACUGAACUCCAAUUCCGGUCACUGACCAUUGCCAUACCUACUCCUCGCUGCAUCAAUUUAUCUAUUCCUCGCUGCAUCAUCAUCGUCAUAUCUGCAAUCUGCAGUAUCAGCUUCUUCUUCAUCAAACAAAAUGGUCAACAACUCCCAAGAAAGUAUCACAGGACAAAGUUUGAUGAUAUGGACAAUAGCCAAAGAAAAAGAAACUUUGUCAUUGCUGUGGCGAGUGUUCAUCUCACAACGAUGGCUGUUUGGAUAUUUUUCAAGGAGACAACUACCAAUAGUCAUUAUAUUGGUCAAUCCGUGAGCACAGAAGAAUUGAAAAGAUAUUAUAUCCAACUCGCUAAGUUCCCAAUAGUGCCACAAUAUCAUUUAUAUGUCUCCACAAUCAUUCAUGAGAUUAUGUGACUUGCUAACAACACAUGGGGGGUUGGUUCUGACAAUACGAGCAAGUGUCGAGGAAAUGGUUGCUAAAACACUGCAUAUGUUGGGGCAUGAUCAAACUAAUAGGCCCCGUUUGGUACACGGAAUUCAAACUAUGGAAUUGGAAUUGAGGACUUCAAUUCCAAUUCUGGUGUUUGAUAGCACAAAAAUUAUGUAAAUU